Amoebophrya sp. A25 is the source of this 11694-nucleotide messenger RNA. NCBI's taxonomy places the organism in Eukaryota, Dinophyceae, Syndiniales, Amoebophryaceae. The record is from the annotation of a GenBank genome assembly.
CUCGAACAUGAAAGUAGAACGCUUUCUGAUUUGACUUUUGAGCAAUUCUGUCAGAGCGUGGAGAACACAAGACAAUCUUGCUCGAGUCUGCGCUUUCGUCGAUCAUCUGUCCGGAGAUGAAUCAUGUCUGUCUAGUGACUGCAAGGUAACUCAAGUUCGAUACUUUGAGAUGGAGUGAUGCUUGCGUGAAUAGUUGUUGAAUCAUCGCGAACUAGAUUUGAAUAUCGCUUAGAAGAUUUGAAUUUAUGAAUCAACCACUGCUCUACUCUCAUCCUCAUUCAAUGCAGGCGCGGUCCCUGACUGUGUUGUGAGUCUGGCUCCACCUCACCCUUUUCCCCCACUCAUCGAUAUUGACAAGCGAAGUGACUCAAUGAUUUCCUUUCCCCACCUCUACUUGAAUUUCUUGAUGAUGAUGAACAAACCAAUUUCUUAUAGUAUUCAGAAGCUUCAAACACAAAUGCUUUGAAUUAUAAUUAAAAAAAAGAAAGCGAGUGACUUCCGCUUCUAGAACUACAAGAAGAAAUUGUGGGUAAGCGAUUAUCAUCAUCAUCCGCCACAAGCUGGGUAUAUCAUCAUCAUCAUCAUCAACAAUCUUCAUCAAAUUUUUUUUGGAAGUGAGAAAUCAGGCACUUUGAUCUUUACAAGUACUACAUUGUACAUGCAGCUGCGUUGAGAUUAAUUGCAAAUUAUACUUAUUACCGACUACAACCAAGAUGGACGGAUCUGGUUUUAUGUCGCUUUUCGGCGGCGGCGUGUCGCAGAAUGACUUUGACGUUCGAAAGCCUCGUUCUCGGUCUCUGUCUAGCGGCAGCAGUCCGAGUGAUCAUGAGUUGUUGUUCGGACGCUCACAGUUCGCGCACGCGCAGCAAGCUUCAUCAGAGUCGCCACAACGCACUGGUGGAACUAUGAAGCGGCCUGUGCCUGGGCGUCAAGGCCCAGGCGGAAAAAUUAUUGCACCGCAUAGCAUUCGCGGCAGCGGUGCACCACAAGGUCGCGUAUCGUCGAAAAAAGCGGGAGUGCUAUCAGUAUCCCCAAACCCAAAAGGACAACGAUCAGCGUCAGCAAAGGCCAAGCCAAGCUGGAAUAACUCGCUCAUGAACAAGGUACCUAUAGAACCAUGUGCAUGUUGUCUGUCUAUGUGCUUAUAGAUCUCGAUCUACUUCAUCAAGUCUUCAUCCGAAUCAAAAUAUCGAAAGUUGUCGUGAAAGUAAAGGAUAAUCAAAAAUAUGUUGAUGUAGUGUAUCUAUGAUGCGAGCAUUUUUCGGAGGAGUCGAUGGUGUUAAACAUAAAAAUGAUAAUUUUACCUUCGUGAUGUACUAUGGAAAUCAUUUCGCACGUUUCAAACUACUCAAGUCCAGGUCGAAGCGAAAGCAACUGGCGGUGCUCCACAGUUCGCGCGCGUACCGCCACGGAGGCUGUCGCAAGAGGAAUUGUUCGAGCGCGCUGUAAAGUCGAAGCGCGAGGCGGCACAACGACGGGCACAGGUCGCAACGGACUAUGAGGUGCCGAAUUCUUUGAUGGGCUCGACUCUUUUCCCCGAAAGCAGCGAGUAUGGCGGAGAGGACAACUACUCGUUUUUGGAAGACCGGGACGAACUUGGCGGCACCCUGGGCGGAUCCAUCGCGUCCAGCAAAGAGCCCGCUGUUCUGAACGUGAGAGCGGUAACACGAAACGCUCCUCCUGGGGCGUCCAGUCCCCAGCGUCCGGGGUCCUCGGCCGUGUGGGCAGCGCUGCGACAAGCUCAGCGACCGGGCCAGAACUCCAGCAUCCCCAAUGAAGAGAGACUAGGCUUCGGAAACGACAGUAAGCUAGAUUCCAAGGACUCUGCGUACGAUUCUCCGCAACGACCGCCAGUGGGAGGACGCAGUCCCUCAAGCUACAAUGCUCGACGAAUGAAUCUGUCAGCGGCAUCUCCAGUGCAGCAGACCACCAUGGCCAGCGCACUUUUGAACAAGACUUCCUCGAACCAGACUACUACAGCGAUGGCCAAGGCCAAAAGCGCAAGUCCAACCAGAGUUGGCGGAAUGAAAAUGGCCGGAAACGUCGCGUCUGCCGCGACUCGCAUGCUGAACAGCAAAACGACUGGAGGCGAGACCUCUUCGCCUAAUCCUCGCAUUCGGGUGUCGAGUUUGCCGAAGAAGCUGCCGGCGCCUUCCUCUGCGAGUCGCAAUAAUGCGAAGUCUCCAGGAACAACACAGGCUACAACGAGUAGACUGUCGGCGCGAGAGCGGGCUGCGGCGUACCACGCUUCGCGUGUCUCUCCCUCCCCAGCGACGACCGUGGAGGGCGAUGAUCAGGGCCUCAUGCUUUCGCAGCAAGAACAGCGCAGUGGCGCCAUCUACUCAAAAGACUCUGCCGUCGUGGACGUGGUCUCGCCCGGUGCACGGCCGCCCCGACGGGCCGCGUCGCCUUCGCCCAUCACUGCUGGCAGUGUGGCGGACUACCUGGAAAAGAUGGCAUCCAAGGCAGAUGGACCUCUCGACGGAUCAAUGCUGGGUGUGUCGAUGCAAUCCGCGCACGUUUCCUCGAUUUACGCUGACCCCUUAACGCCGCGAUCGAACCUCGAGCGUGGGGACACUCCAAGCACAUUACUUGCCUCAGGCGAACAGCAGGUGCCGGCACGAGAUCAUCAGAUGGGAAUCCUCGUGCGCAGUCCUCGCGCAAACAGUCGUAGUCCUGCGCGCAGCGUUCAGAUGGAUAUGAGUGGUCAGACGACACCGUCUACAAGAAUUAUUGCCGCUGGUGGCGUAGAGGAGACGCGCAGCAAUGCAAGCGCAGCCAGCUUGAUGCGAUCAGAACAGCAAGCUGCGAUGGGCCAAGAGGUCAAGCCGUAUUCUUUCUCUGCUGCAUUUGCUUCCACUACCGGCGCGGCUACCUCAACCGCUCUGAUGUCUUUAACUGGUGAAGAGACACAGGCAGCGGUUCCUGGUGGAGACACUGGCCGUACCGAAGUCGUGGCUGAAUUGCGAUCGUUGAACGAGCAGCUGAAGAUGUCGAUGCGCACCACCGGACGCGAAAUCCUAAAGACAUUGUCCUCUUCUGCGAAAAACUCUCAAACGAAUUCGCCUGAGCAACUCCCUUCGCAGCACACACCAAGCGCGCGCGAGGCUUCCCCACCGGGGAUGGAGGAAAAGGAACAACAGACCAACAGCGACACUUCUCUGUUGUUGAGCAGUCCGUCGCGUUCGCCAACCCUCGCUGACAAAAGCAGAAGCAUGGGGUCGUCUCCUAUUGUUCCGCUGCUGCCGACUGAUAUGGCUCGCGCGUCAUCCCCGUCGCAGGCGGCGGGCAAAGCGAAGCGCAAGUCCUCGUCGCCGCUGAAAGGUUCUGGAGCCUUGAUGGGAAGUCAAAACUCGGUCAACGAGCGCGACGCGGAGCUCCAUGGGGAAGCAACAGAACUGCUGGAUAAGUCCCGUCGUAUCUCUCGAGGAAUCUUGAACAUCAUCCAGUCGCGCCGUUCGGCAUCCGCAGAAAAUGCAAAGUCAUCGUCCGAAGACUCGUCUUCGGAGAAGGACAGCACCGGCGCUUCCGCUCGAGGAAAAAAGGUAGAAAUUAUAGAGAUUGACAUGCUAUUAAUGUUUGCGAAUCGAGAUUCGUCACUUUCAUAAUCAGCGUGAUUUUCUUGAUUGAUUCUACUCCUUUUUCGAUACUAUGGUGGAAGAUGUUUUGGAAACAACUCGAAGGUUCAAGUUCAUUCAUGUAGUACAGCCUGCUUUUCCCUGCAGUUCAUAGACAUGAUCGAGACGCAACAUCAUAUUAUCUUCAUGAUCAUAAGAGGGAGGGGGAGCGGCGCCGGCCUUCCGGGCAGCCGGCGCGCUAGCCACAACGUUAAGUAACGAUGUUCGGCGUGCCACGAAAUCUUAUGUAGAUAGAUAACGAAAAGAGAUCGUGGAACAGUGCAAAAUGAAGAUCAAGCUCCGGCUAGCAUGACCACGGCAACGGACGGCCCGUGGCGAAGAUCGCGCAGAAAACAACAAACCACGAGCGCGAUCCUACCACACACCGGUCGGCCUCGUGCAAUGAUGGGCCCGAUCUCGAUGCUAAGGCCCCCAAAUCAUAGCUAAGGCCUCUGCAAAAAUAGACAACGUGGAUAAGUCGUCUAUUGGUGCAGCAUCCCAAGUUAAGGCUGGUUUAAAGCUGUAGUCGUGACGUGCAAACGAGGCAACAGAUAGCUGCGCGCGGCGUAACACCAGGGGGAUUUAGUGCGCAGAUGCUCUGCUGUUAACUUAGCGUGAGUAUGAUAACUUAUUAUAUUUGAUACCACAAUGAUGACCCCCAAUUAUCCUCUGCUUUCGCGAGUGUAUGGCCUCGCACUCUGCAGAAAGGCUCUCCUGACGUUUAUUGCGGCAUUAUGGCCUCUCGUGCUGCCAGUGGAUCUGCGCGCGGUGUACGGGCCAUGGGAUGUAGCGGGGGCGAUGGUGUAUUCUGGCUCGUAAAGCACAAAGGAAAGAAUGUAAACGUGCUUUGUCGGUCACUGAGAGGGGCGGAAAGAUCCACACGGAAAUGGAUCCUGUUUAAUGGCGCCGACUUUACUCAGAUCACCAGCCUCGGCGCUCGUUGUCGACUUUACUCAGGUCACCACCAUCCUCGGAGUCGAGCAGGUCCCAGGGGUGCUCGGUGUACAGGAUUCACAACCUAACCUAACCAAGGGAGCCUAUUGGUAUUGGUCUCAACAUUGCCUAGUAUGCUCUUAUUUCAAAUUCUUUACACGACAGGCGUCGAAGCGUGGUAACAUCUCGCCAGACGGUGCGGCUUCUUCGGGUUCGCAAUUUUUCGGCUUUCGUUCUCAGUCCAGUCCGCCGAAAUCGGACAGAGGGGAGAACGAUCAGCGUGGAACCUCAGAUGCGCUUUCCUUGUCCCUUUCGCCGUCUGAGAUUGGCGGCAACACGACCACACGCACGAGCCGCGUGGGGCGCGAAGAGGACGCGGGCAGCAACGGGAACACGAUCGCCUCCAGCAUCCUGGCGGACGGGAUGGAUGUCACGGACGGGACGCCGACGGAGCACAAUACCUCUUCCGAGACGGAAUCCAACAACGAACAGCAGACCUCGCGUACGUCGCCGCUGGACAACGAUCGCCGCAUCAAGUACGGCAAACGCCGCAGUCUCAAACUCGAGAUGCGCAUGGAGUACGAGACCAAGCAUGCCGCAAACAAGUUGGAGUUCAUCCGUCAGAUUGAAGCGAAGGAAGCAGAAAUUCGACGCCUGAAACAAGUCGAGGAGCAACUGCGAACCCGCAAGGAAGAGGAGGACGAGGAAGCCAAAUCUACCCUCGAGGCCAAGAAAGCGGAACUCGAGGCUCUGGAGCUCGAAAUGAAGCGCCGAAACACUGCCGAGGAAGAAAAGUAUUCUUUAGUAAAAAUGAUUGAAAAGCACAUAAUAGAGGGUUUCGGGUUGCUCGAGUUGCAACGGGUUGCUCGGGUUGCCGAAGCGCAGGGGUUCCAAAUCUGGAACGGGUUGCCACGGGUUGCCAGGAGAAUCCUGACCCAGCAAAAUGGGGCGAAGCCGGGCGGUAUGGGGGGGCAUUUGUACGCUCGAAGUUAGGAAAUGGAGAAGCGCGCAGAUUCUUACCUUUGCUCUUGAAAGGGGCAGCCACGUGCGAAGGGCUCUGCAGGCUUUCGGGCUCUUCUUUUGUAGCGUGCGGGCGCGUGUUUGAAGCGAAAACAAUGAGCGCAGGCCCCUGCUCUCUGUUGUUUUUUUUGGGGUGAGUGGCGCUGUGGUGUGUCGUCUUCGAGUCGUUGGCGAUCUCUCCCUUUUUUCUUCGGGUGCGAGCGUGGCCAAUCUACUUGGGGGCUGAGAGCGAGUUUUCGCCUGCUUGCUUCAGCGGGCGAGGCGUCCAGUCUUGGGUAUAGCAGUAAGCAUACUGGAGGGGGUUGCUGAAUUGAAAUGGAUUGGCGCGCUAUCUAUUUAUAUACGAGCGCGCCGCCAUCAGUAUGCAACUACGGCGCGGCGCGUGGUCGUGUCGUGCGCUCCUGUUAAGGUCUCUCGUAGGGUCAUAAAUCUGCGCCCAAAGGGCGCCGCGCAAAAAAUUUGGGUUGGCAACUCGAGCAACCCAAGCAACCCGACCCGAUAUGGGUCAAAAAAAACCUAACUCUAACAUAAGCACAACUUCUAUCUCUAUGGAUGUGCAUCUUCAUUCAGAUUACGAGACCGUUCUGAUUCUAGAACAUGAAAACCUAGGGAUUUUUGCAGCGCUCACGCUCAGACGACUGAAAUUCUCACGACACAACAACCACUACGUACUUCCUACUUUGAGUAAUUUCUAUCUCACCACGGCUUCCAUACAGGGUGCGCCAACUUGCCAAAGAGGUCGAAGCGGCCGAGGAGCAGCGCCGUGAGCAGGACGCCGCCUACGUGAAGGAGAUGGAAGCAGCUGCUGCCAAAGAGCGCGCUCUGGUUGAGAAGCAAAUGGAGUCUGAGCGCAAGGCCUACGAAUUGUCCCUGCAGCAGGAGAUGGCUGCCGAAUUGGAGCGGCAAAAGGCGGAGAUUGAAAAAGCUGCAACGGAAAAGCUGGAAGCUGCCGCUGCCGAGCGUGCACGCGCGGAGGCCAAGGCCCAGCGACGUGACGAGGAAGCGCGUCAAUGGGAGCUUGCGGCGAAGCGCGAAGAAGAGGCUCGACGCAACGAAGCAGCGCGCCGUGUGGAGGAAGCGCGCAAGAUGGAAAAAGAAACGCAACGACUUCUGGAGGAAAAGCAACGCAUCGCAGAGGAAGCUCAGCGCGAAGUUGAGGCGGCAAAGCGCCGCGAGGAACAAGUGCGCAUGCAGGAAUCGGCGACCCGCGAGGAGUUGCAGUCGCGUCACGCACGUGCAGCUUCUGAGGCCGCAGAACAGCAACGCCUUCUGGAGGAGGAACGCGAGGCCGAGCGCGCCGAAGAGGAGCUGCGGAAGCGUCAGGAGGCAGCUGAGCGAACGGCCGAGCUGAAGCGACAGCAGGACGACCUGCGCCGUGAAGCCGAGGAAAAGCUUCGCCAACAACUGGAAGAAACCCGCGUGCAGCAAGAACGCGAGGUCGAGAAACUGCGUGAACAAGAGGCUAAGCGCCUGCGGGAAGAAGAGGCCGCUUUGCGCGAAAAGCAGGCGGAGCUGCAGCGCGAGGCAGAGAAGCUGGCCGCGGAAAAGCGCGCGCUGAGCGAGAAGAGCGCCGAGCAUGAGAAACAGCAACAAGAACUGCUGGCCCGCAAGCGCAUCGAGCUCGCCUCACUCGCGCAGCAAAAGCAGGCGCAGAAGGCCGAAGCCGAGCGGGCGGGACAGGCGUUGCGUGAGCAGCACAAUGUCGAGAGCGACCGCAAAGCCGCGGAGCUCGAGGAGCGACUUGCCUCUGAAAAGGCAGCUCUCGAGGCCGAACUGCGUCGUAAGUUUGAAGAAGAUCUUGCCGCGCAGUCCAAGAUUCUACAGGAGAAGAUGGAGAGCGAAUUGGAGCGCGAAGUGCGAGAGCGUAAAGAGUCCAAGGAGCGGAGUGUAAAGGCACUUGAAUCGGAGCGCGAACGCCUCAGCGCAGAGGCGGCGGAGGCCCGCGAACAGGCUGCCCGGCUCCAAGAAGAGGCUGCUCGUGUAAAGCGGGAAGCGGACGCUGCACGCGCAAAGGACGAAGAAACCUUCUCGCGUGUCGAGAAUGAAGUCGCCGCACUUGAAGAGGCUCAUGCGGAGGAGCGUGCACAGUUGCUUGCCGAGAUGGAGGCAGAAAAGCAGAGACUGAUUGCUCUGGAGGAAGAAGCAGCGCGCCUGCGACAAGAAUCGACAGCCGCUCGCGAACAGGCACUGGUUGAAAAGGAUCACCACCGCAAGAUCGCCGCGGAAACGGUUUCGCGUGCUGAGAGCGAACUGACAGCGCUCGAGCGUGCACACGCUGAGGAACGUGCUCAGCUUCAGGCUGAAAUGGAAGCGGAAAAGCAGCAAUUGAUUGCUGCCGAAAAGGAGGCUGCCGCUGAACUCGCGCGCGUGCUACAACGCGAAGGGGAAGAGCGCUUGGCCGAGGAGCGUCGGGCAAGUGCACUGCGCGCUGCGGCGGCGGAGACUGCCGAGCGAGAAGCCGCUGAGCGCGCUGAGAAGGAGCGCCAACAGCGCGAGGCGGCGGAACAGGCUCGCGAGGAGCACGCUCGAUGGGCCCGAGAAGCACAAGAGGCGGAGCGUGCCAAGCGCGAGGAGGCCGCGCGUCAGCUCGAAGAAGUCGAGCGCAAGCGUUUGGAGGCGAUCGCUGAAGCGGAACAGCUGCGCGAAGAGGAGGAGAAACGCCAAGCUGCUGCGCACGCGAAGCACAUGUCUGAAUUGGUUCGCAUGCGCCGCGAACAGGAGGAAGCGCUUGCGGAAUUGAAGCGUCAGCAGGACGAAGCGGUGGCACGAGCUCGCCAGGAAGCGGGCGAAGCGGCCCGCCGUGCAGCUGAGGCAGCGCUGCGUGACGAGAAGGAACGCAUGGAACAGGUUUUUCGCGAGGAAUUAGGCGCAAAGGAGGCGGCGCUGCAGGCCGAGAAAGCGCGCGUUGAAGCAGAACGUGCGGCCCUGGCAUCCAAGGAAAUGGAGUUCGCAGGAAUGAUCGCCAGCCGUGAGAACACCAUGACCAGUUCAAAGGCUUCCCGGCUGAGCUCGAACAAAACAGCAGACUUCGGAGUCCACGAGGUUUGCAGUAAAAAUGCGGUAGAUGCGACGCAAAAACAAGGUGCGCCGAUUCAAGGGGCAACCUCUACAACCACCACGUCGAACGCAACUGUUGCUAUGUUCGCGGGAGCGCAAGCUUUUCCUAACGGUACCAGCUUCUCCGAGGACACUUUGUCAGACACUGAUAAGUCGUCCACGGUCAGCGACUACGUUGGACGCCGUUUGAGCGCGCGCUAUGAGGACGCUGACGCACUUCUUAUGUCUCGCAGCGAAGGAGCCUCAAAAAAAACCUCCAAAGAUUCCAAUCCUCCUGCUCCCGAGAACAGUUAUUCGGGUCCUCAUUUGAAGACCGUUGUGAUUUUUGAACGUUCCGCGUCGCUGACCGCGUCGUCCGUAGACGCAGACGGGUAUCGUACUGACAACAUCAGCAAGCGCUGCGUCAACCGACGGGAGCUCGUGGAGCAACUCAUCACCGAAAACGCCGCUCAUUCGAACUCUUGGUCCGAAACGUCAACGAGUCCUGCUGACGACAAGCAGUUGUUGACGGGAACCUUGGUUACCCUCUCGGGUUCUGCUGGUGCGGUCGGACAGCUGACGUCAUCCGGAGCGGAUAGCGCAGUUACAACGUUGUCUGGGGGGGCGAAGCAGGAUGGUCUCAUCUUUUCGACUUCGGCGUCGUCGGCUCCGGGUGGAGCCUCAGGCAUUAGCUACAGUCAGGGAUGCACAACGGAACAAAACGAGGCCUCGUCCGAAGGACAGGCUCAAACUACGCCGGAAAAAGAUGAGGAAGAUGUAGCGGAAGAGCAGACUGGUGGUGAGGAACACGGUCUUCUGGUGGAUAUCGACGAAGAGGAGAUGGCGAAGAACAAGGGCACCAGCUGCACUCCAUGUGUCGAACAAGAUGAAGAUGAUCUCCAGGCCGCGAAGAGCAUCACGUUGAACGGCACGCCACGAGCUUUGUCUACCGCUACCACUCCACGAAAUCGUGCUGAGCCGGAAGGCGAGCCGGAUCAGGCGCUUGGUUACGCGUCUCCGUUUGCGCGGGGGCCGCGUGGAGUGAUGACUUUUACUCUCCAUCAAAACGGCCGUGAUGUCGACUCGGCCACGGGAAUGUCUGCCACUGCAAGCGGAAGCAACUCCGUUUCAGGAACCGACUUCGAGUCUUCCGAUGAUCAACGCAUUAUUCCAAUCCCGGAAGAUCAAGGAACACCUUCCGUAGAGACUGUCACCACGCGGCAGGAAGACGGGGUUGAUGAAGGUCGCGAGCCGACCACCUUGUACGGCCAAUACCUUGCGGCCCACGUUGAAGAGGCCCGCGUCCGCAUUCCUGCCGUGGCCACCAGCCUGUGGAACACUCUGAAGAAAACCGCGCGACUGGAAGGCGAAGGUGAGGCCAUCGAAGAAGUUGGCGAGUCUGACGUCGAGGACAGCGCAUAUGAAGGCGAUAUGCUCGAAAAAGGUCUCUCUAAAAAAUCUGGAAGCAGCUAUGGCGCCACAUCGGCCUCUGCGAAAAGCAGCAAAGAGGUGGAACGUUCUUCUUCCUCCAACGCUAGGCUUUCGUGGUUCUCAAGUGCGCUUCAGAUUGCCGAUAACCGUCGGCGCUUUACGGUUUUGCAGUGGUGCUUCAUCGUGGUUGCGAUUCUUACUGUACUCAGCCUCACGGUGGUCAUGCCGGUUGCACUCUGUAUAGGAUGUAACAGAGCUUCGAUUGCCGCUGCGCAACACCGCCAUGCUCUAGAACACGAAAUCGCUCUCCGCGAAGCACAAGAAAUCGCUGCUCUUACAGGAGCAGGAGCAUCAACAACACUAGAAAUUCGCAAUGCCAUUUCAUCUUCGGGCGUGCCAGCGGAGGUGCACGCCACCGACGAAGCUGAAUCUGAUGUUGCUAUCUGAACUAACAUGAAGAGAAGAACAUGUUCAAGGGGAGCAUAGUGGUCUCGUUCGACUAUUGACGGUGUAGGUGGAUACCGGUUUCUUAAGUGAUCUGCUCGGUGACUCUGACUUAUGAUGCAGCUCUACCUCUUUAGAUUUGAUAUGCGUGACGGUGACCAACCAUGUAAAUUUUUCUUUUAUGUUGUAAGUUCUUUAAUAUUGCAAUCGUGGUCUUCGUGGCUCAUAGAAAUAAAAGAGCGCAGGAGUACAGCCUUACUGCUGGAGGUGGAUUAAAGGCAGCACCUUGUAUAUUCAUGAUAGAAAAAUAGAACACGACAAGAAAGGAGAACAAGAUACGCGGACGAGGUUCACAAUCAAAUUUAUUUUUUGGUUCCAAUUGAUAUUCAAGAAGAGCAACAGAUUAGUCAUUAAGGAUACACAGCUGCUAGAAUUACAUACUCAUCUUGAUUCACAAUUAUCAUCGAAUCCUUAACAAUAAGCAUGAACAUUUUUAUCUAUAUCAAAUAUCACAUAUUUAUUCCAUCGAGGUCAUCAAUGUGUUAUUAUUCAGCAUAAUGAAAUAAAUGAAAAAUAGAGUAAGAAUAAAAACAGAAUUCAUAUCGGAAACACAAAUCACGCGAUCUAUAAUAUUCUCCAUACUUAUACAGUCUUCUGCAGAGGUAAAGAAAGAGGGAGGGCGAAGGUGACGCCAUUUAUAAUGAAAAACGUAGAGUUAUGAUAUUAAGAAAUGCGUAGUUUGAUCGCGACGAUCACGCUCUCACGUCGUCUUCGUCAUGGUCGCACACAUAUUUCUCAAACAGAAAUAAUACAAAACUGUACUAGACUAAUCUGGGGAAUUACCUAAUAUAUGGGAAAAUAAGGGAAGAGCGGUAUCGGUAUAGCGCUGCUCGCACGCCAAAUGAUAUUUUUUAUUGAACAACAAAGACGACGCAGGCCCAAGCAGGCACAGAGAGAUGGAGUGUCUGAGUCUGAGUACCGCGUAUUGUAUUUCAACAUUUUGGAAUAAUUACAAGGACUGGAAUCGAAAGCUACACACAAAGGAACAUGUCGACGUCCAUUUACUAAGGGGGAAGUGAUGAAUCAAAAUGGCGUCAGCACGACAAACGAAUUGAUUCGUCCUAGGUUGCUACAAGUACUAUAACAUGAUAUAAUUGUUGAUGUUUGGUGAAGAUGAUGAUAAAAAAAUUUACGGAGGAGGAGUUUUAAACAU